This is a messenger RNA of Ectocarpus sp. CCAP 1310/34, 1239 nucleotides long. NCBI's taxonomy places the organism in Eukaryota, Phaeophyceae, Ectocarpales, Ectocarpaceae. The record is from the annotation of a GenBank genome assembly.
AUGAAACGUAGUAGGAGUAGCGGGCAGCGGGGGGGGGGGAGCGGCGACAAGUGCCAUACAGAGCAGACCGUGCCCCACCUGCGUCUCCUCGCCCUGAAUCAAGACGUGGACGGACAUGCAAUCCCGCUGAAGGAAAAGCGACACCAAGGAGGACGUGCCACCCACGUAAUCGCCCCCCACGAACUCCGUCGAAUCCUGUUAAUGGUAGCAGCGGGGGGGGGUCUACGGCUACUUGUCAACGGGGAGGCGGCCUGGGCACCGCUUCCCCAGAGGCUACACCCGCAAGUACGCCUGGCGUCGCAACUAUGCGAGUGGCGGGAUCCGGCGCGCGUGGCCGAGAUCCGGGAAGCCAUACAGGAUCCGGCAGGAAACGCAGAAAGAGACGGUCGCUGGGGCAGAGGCGGCAAGCCGUCUUUUAGGGGAGGAUGGCAGACGAGGAGUACAGUGAGCAGCAAAAGGAGGCGAGGCAACAUGCGAAGGUCCGCAGAGAGCGAGAGAUUACCGAAGCUGAACGUGAGAAGUUGGAGUCUGGAGGCAAGCGGACAGUCGAAUUCCGGCGUCGAAGUUGCGGUAGAAAGCUUGGAACAGCUGGCUCUCGCUCCGUCAAGCGGAGUGCAGCGCGAAGACAGUCUGAUCCUGGAGUUAGGAAUACUCAGAUCGGAGCCGAGAAAAAACACGCAAGAAACCUUGUAGGCGUGGGGAGUGCGGUUGGUUCACAAACAACCCGGGUCUCGAAUGCAGCAUGUGCCCCUCAGGCGUAGUGCACGCCUUCAGUGACAAGCUAUGCUCCGCAUGCCAUAGGUCGGAGGGCUUAGCUGGCUUCACGCACCUCAGAGGGCCACGGCUUGAACGAGCGACACGGUUGUUUUUGGCCGAGUACCAAGAAGGAAAGGGGGAGCUGCCUCUACCUCUCGUGCGAAGAUUUUGUCCCAGCAACGACUGCAUUUGCCAACGCCGAAAUUGUUUCUACGGUUUUCUUCUCGAGAGGGAAGCAAAGCCGGAGCUCCGAACAUGUAGCGUGUGCAAGAGAGGGUACCCUGUGAAGGACCAGAAGAGGUGGUACAGUGUGGACGUGGUGGACGAUAACAUAACGGAGGGUGGUGGAUCAGGACGCACACAAGCUUGGUACUGCCAGGCCUGCAAUCAAGCUCGAAUCCGGGCCAUCGGAGAAGCUACUCAAAAAAGGUUGCGGCAUCGAGCAACUCGGGCCGACCUAAAGCCGAUGAACCGGCGCCGGAG